Messenger RNA from Cryptomeria japonica (Japanese cedar), 3017 nucleotides. RefSeq lists its product as uncharacterized. The record is from RefSeq and is a predicted model, not a curated record. The transcript is spliced from 9 exons. NCBI's taxonomy places the organism in Eukaryota, Viridiplantae, Streptophyta, Pinopsida, Cupressales, Cupressaceae. The coding region runs from base 587 to 2584 and encodes 665 amino acids.
UUUGCUACCUCGGAGAAAUUGUGAAAUAUUUCUUUACCGUGCGAGAAAAUCCCGGAUAUCCUCAUCCACUUUUUCUUGGAAAGGAUCCAAAAUCACUCUCUGAUGUGAAAUAUUUCCGACUCCUGAAAAAUCCAGGAAAAUGUACAAUCAAUACUGUAAAUACUCAUGGGGCCAAAGAUAAUGGAUGGAUUCAGGACGGAGAAUCUUUCGGACCACCUAACAAUUAUUUUAAUGAUGUCAUUUUGAGCUUUCCUUCCAUUUCCUUAAAAAAUUGCAGAUCCCAACCUCACAUCAACACGCGUACCUAUGAAGGGCUCUUGGGCAUACCCAAAAAUGUACUGUUUCACAUCCUUUUAUCAAAACAUGUAGACCAACCCUGCAGUCUACUUUAGUUUCUCGUAGGGAAGAUUGUCAAAUACCUUUUUCUUUUCACGACAGCAAUCCCAAAAACAAAAGUUGACAGUAGGAAUCAUCUGUGAAUUAUCUGUAAUCGCGGAAACUAAUGCAAUUUUCUCCAUAGUCUAGCAAAAUUUCAGUGCAAGAUACCCAACUUGUUUUGAAUUUGAAUUGGACGGUAACAUAGGCUAUGUCGGAUACUAGCUUGAUUGAGCAACUUUUAGAAUGGAUUCAGCAACAUAAGCAUCUUUAUAUGGCAACGAAGACAGCCUCUUUGAAGGCAACUGAUUAUGUGAGGUUCAUGGUGGUUCAAAAUUGGCCUAUAAUAUGUAGUUGGUCAGUAUAUUUUGGAAGGCUGUUUUUGGUGAUGGCUAAACGGUGGUUAAACUGCAGUCUCAGAGGCAUGGGCUCUCUGCUUCAUGUGAGUUCCGCAGCUUAUUAUAUGCUGCUAUGGUGUACUGUUCUGAGCACCACAUCCAUGUCAGGCCUUUUAUUUGUGCUUAUAAGUUUGGGCAUAGCAUAUGUAGCUGAACCUUUGCUUGGCUUUGCACCUACAAUUAUAAUACUUGCUACUUUAGGGGCUACGAUGCUAUGGGUGUAUGGCAGCUUUUGGAUAACUGGAGCAUUGAUUAUAAUAGGAGGAAGUCUGUUCGAUUUGAAUCAUGCACGGCUGAUAGUUCUAAUCGCAACCAUUUAUUCUAUGUAUUGUGCUAAAGUUUGUACUGGAUGGUUUGGCUUAGUUUUUUGCAUAAACUUGGCUUUUAUAUCAAAUGACAUUUUGAAUUACUUACUCAAAACCAGUGGAAAAGAAAAUGAGAGCAAGUGUCCGAGUCAAGAAGCUGAAGAAACUACAAGCAGUGCCAAAAAGUUCAAUCAUCCUCCCCAAAGCACUACCUCUAAUUGUCAAUCAAGCAAAUCUCAUAAGACUAGACCAUCUAGUGAAAGCUCACAAUCUGUUCAGUCUGCACAAACAGUUAGAGAAUCAUCAACUGUCAGAUCACCAAGCAAAUCUCAUGAGAGUAGAUCAUCUGGUGAAAGCUCACAAACUGGCCAGUCUGCACAAACUAUUAGAAAAUCAUCAAACGUCAGAUCACCAAGCAAAUCUCAUGAGAGUAGAUCGUCUGGUAAGAGUUCGCAAACUGGUCAGUCUGCACAAACAUUUGGAGAACCAUCAACUAUCAGAACACCAAGCAAAUCUCAUGAGACUAGACCAUCUGGGGAAAGCUCACAAACUGGUCAGUCUGCACAAGCAUUUGGAGAAUCAUCAACCAUCAGAUCAGCUAAAGCAGAUCCAUCUCUUGCAGAUGAAGUGUUGCAUAUACUACAUAGUUCAGACCAUUAUGCAACGUUGGGUCUCUCGCGCUAUGAGGAAAUAGAUAUGGUAGUCCUCAAACGAGAUUACAGGAAGAAGGCAGUGUUAGUUCAUCCUGAUAAAAAUAUGGGCAAUUUAAAAGCAGAGGAAUCUUUUAAGAAGCUCCAAAGUGCAUAUGAGGUAUUAUCAAAUUCGGAUAAAAAAUGUGCUUAUGAUGAGGAAUUGAGAAGGGAUGAGCUGACAAAGAGUUCUCAUCAAAAACUUCAAUGUGGUGCUCAAAAAAAUGGAAAACACAACAAUUCGAAGUAUUAUUCUCAUAAUUAUGAGAAAGAGGGGAAGGAUAAUCCUGCAGUACCAAGCAUAGUAGCUUGCAGAAAGUGCAACAAAUCACAUAAAUGGAUUUUUACAAAUAGAAGCAAAUGCCAAGCAAGAUGGUGCCAGGAUUGUGAAGAUUAUCAUCAGGCAAAAGAUGGUGAUGGAUGGAUGGAAUGCUAUGACCAUGUUUUAAUGUUUGGAAUGCCACAAAAGGUGGAAAUGAAGCAUGCAUAUGCUUGUAUAGAAAGUAUGAUAUAUGAUGUAAGCGAGUGGGCCGCAUGUCAGGGUUUGAAUUGUCUACCAAACACUCACAACCCAAGUUUUCAGAUGAAUGGUAUGGGGAAGAAUACUGUAUAUAGAAGCAUUCAAACUCAUAGAGGAAGUGGCCAUGCUAGCACUGCCACAAACAUAGAGGAAUAUAUUAUGCAGGAACAACUUUUUGAGUGGUUGCAUAUGACAUUCAGCAAUUUCGAUAGUGCUAAUGGCUCACAAGGGAAUAGAGGAUUGAAGCGCUACUAUGUCAAUAGAAACCUACAAAGAAAUGGAAAUAGGCGAUGGUAAUGUUUUAGACAUGGGUGAUUGAAUCAGUUGCAUUGUAUCUAAGCACAUCCAAGUAAACUGUAAAUAAUUGUUUUCACUUGUUGUCUGUUAUUUAAUUCAAGUGGAGGCAAUCUAAUGAACUUGUAACAGUAACAUUAAAAGAAAGCUGUUAUGGAUAAAAAUAUUCAAGAGCAUACUUAGGAGCCACAAUCAUGCUUUUUAACAGAAUCCUCUAUAUUUCCCCACUUUCCAUUUAGUUUCCAAAAGAGUUAGUGUAAACCUUGGUACAAGCGUGUUAAGAAUCCUGACACAGAAUUGCUGCUUUUGAGAUUCCAAGUUUGUAUUACGUGAAAUUGAUACAAAUUUUCUGAGUGCAAUAUUUGAAUGCCAAGAAACUUGCUUAGUGCAUGAAUUGUUUCUGUUAUUUGAUUUUAUGAAGAAAGAUUAUGGAUUA